AGAACAGUAGUUGUCAUGGCGAUGAAAACGGCCCCAGCGUCCGCUCGUGGGGUUGUUGCCAUGGAAAUUCCGGUUCGAGGUGCGCUCGAGGCAGUGCAGGAGGAAGAGGGCAACGUGCGGACAAGGUCCGAGGAGAUAGUUCAACACCUUGUAGAGCGACGGCGGCGAGGACCCCCAUUCAGCAAAGGGAACUACUACAUACUAAUAGUGAUCGGAGAGAUAGCAACAGAGCAUCAACUGCACAGCGCCAGGCAGCUCAUAGAGAGAGGGAUUCGAUCUUGGAACAUCAGCCUUGAGUCAUGUGACCUGGACCAGCAGCUGCUGUUGUUUAUCACACGUCACUCUGCUCAGUUCUCUUAUGAGGUCAAAGGACAAAGGACUCUCCACCACAGAAGUAAUGUCCUAGAGACUGUCGUCCUAGUCAAUCCCUCUGAGAACACAGUUUCUUCAGAGAUAAAGACUCUAAUAACAGACUCAGCAGGACACAAGCUCCUGGUCCUGAGUGGACAAAACUCAGACCACGGUGCUCUUCUUCUUCAGAGUGGGGCUUUUACCUAUCAGAGUUUUUCACAAGUCUUUUCUGAUCCUGGGGUCAGAGAUUUGCUGGGUGCAGCAUCCCCCGAUCAGCGUGCAAGACUUACUGUGUUCUGUCGUGGGGAGGUGGGCUGGAGCUCACAGGGCCAACGGCAGCACUUACAGGAGUUCCUGGAGUACAGACUGAACCCUGAGCCUGCACUCCCCAAAAUGGAGGGUGUCACAGAGUUCACAGAGUACAUCUCUGAGACAGUUGAUGUCCCAUCAUCGUUUGACCUCCUGGAGCCUCCGACCUCUGGGGGCUUCCUGAAACUGUCUAAGCCUUGCUGUUACAUCUUUCCUGGGGGGAGGGGUGACUCAGCCCUGUUUGCUGUCAAUGGCUUCAAUAUCCUUGUGGAUGGCGGAUCUGAGCGUAAAUCUUGCUUCUGGAAGCUGGUCAGACACUUGGACCGCAUUGACUCAAUUCUACUGACCCAUAUCGGGGCAGACAACCUCCCAGGCAUCAAUGGGCUGCUUCAAAGGAAAAUAGCAGAGCAGGAGGAAGAACAGUCACAGGGCUCCACCACCUACAGUGACUGGAUGAAGAACCUGAUCUCUCCAGAGCUGGGUGUGGUAUUCUUUAAUGUUCCAGAGAAGCUGCGAAUGCCAGAAUCAAAUCUUAAAGUCAAACGCAGCAUAGAGGAGGCCUCCCUCACCUUGCAGCACCUUAGUAAACUAGGGAUUAAGCCUGAACCUCUCUUUCGUGUGGUUAGCAACACCAUUGAGCCUAUCACCCUAUUCCACAAAAUGGGAGUAGGCAGGUUAGAGAUGUAUGUUCUCAACCCUGUGAAAGACAGUAAGGAGAUGCAGUUUCUAAUGCAGAAGUGGGCGGGAAACAGCAAAGCCAAAACAGGUAUUGUGCUUCCUAAUGGUAAAGAGGGAGAAAUAUCUGUACCGUACCUGACAUCAGUGACAGCUUUAAUUGUAUGGCUUCCUGCCAAUCCUACAGAAAAGAUUGUCAGAGUACUUUUUCCUGGAAAUGCACCACAAAACAAAAUCCUAGAAGGACUGGAGAAACUGAAGCAUCUUGACUUCUUGAGAUAUCCGGUAGCCACACAAAAGGACAUAGCCUCAGGGGCUCCUCCCACUGUCAUCAAACAGACCAAGCUAAAGCAAAGGACAGAUAGCAAAGAAAGUCUCAAGUCAUCGCCCAAGUCCACUGCAAAGGCCUCAAAGAAAGAUGUGGAUGGACAAGAUGAUGUAUCGACGGCUACUGAAGCAAAGAGUGACUCUGUGUUGGACAACAAAGUAGAGAAAAAAGAGGAAAAGAAACCUACCAAAACACUCAAAUCUAAGACGGAUGUGCCAGAGAAGAAGAAACUAUCUAAAGAGAAAUCUUUGAAGAAACAUUCCAAAGAAAGAGUAACAAAGAUGGAUGAAAAGAAAGACAAAGAAAAGAAGGAGAUCAAGAAAAUCAAGAAAGAUGACUCAGCUAAAAGAGAAGAGAAAAAAGAUGGCAAGUCUAAGGAGGACAAGAAGAAAGAUACAUCUAAACCUGAGCUGAGAAAGAUUACAAAGCCUGACCUAAAGCCUUUAACACCAGAAGUCAGAAAGACCCUGCACAAGGCUAAAGUCUCAGGGAAGCCCAAGACUUCAAAAAGCAAAGUCAAAGCAGCAAAGGGACAGGCUGUUGAGUCAAUGCCCGAGGAACAAGCUGCAGAGAGCCUCCAACCUGAACCAACAGAAGAUGUGGCUGCUGAAGGAACAUCUGUCCCAACUACCCCAGAAGAUCUUACUAAGGAUUUUGAGGAGCUGAAACAAGUUGCUGUUGCAAUAUUAUCAGAACCAACAGAAAGUGUUAAACCCACGUCAGAGUCAUUACCAAAAGAGAGCAUUCCAUCUAGUCCUACACUUGAGGACGUGAAAGAACAAGACGAAGUUUGUAAAACCCCAACAGGCACAACAUCACCAGAGAAGGAGGCAUCAUCAACAGAAAUGGAAGCUGAUUCAGAAAACAAAGAGAGAGUACAGCAUGAAGAUGAAUUACAAGCAGAAGAUAUGGAGAAAUUUGAGGAUGAGGGAGCUGCUAUUGAGGAUGAUGAAGAAGAGGAGGAAGAAGACCAAGCUAUGGAAAAAAGGACUGAGGAGCAGGAGGAGGAGGAAGAGGAUAUGGGCAUUGGGGAGGAAGAAGAUGAGGCAAAGUGGAAGGCAGCUAAAGACAUUGGCCUUGAUAGGAAGCAUGAAGAGGAGAAACUGGAGAAAGCUGAAAAACUCACAGCCAAGGUGGAAACAAAAGAAGAGUUUAGACAGAUUCCAUCGAAGGGGGAGGAGGAUGAAGAGGAGGAUGAUGUAAUUGAAAAAGCUGAACUGGAAGAGGUUGAGGACUUAGAUGCAAUUGCCGAUGAAGAGAUCAAAGUUCAACCUGAGGAGGUAGUAAAAGAUCAAUUGCCCCAGGUGAUUGGUGGUGCCAAAGAAAUGGAAUCAGAUGAUGAGGAGGGGUAUCUCUCAAAUGUGGGAGGCACUACAGUUUGCAUCACAUCAAUGGCUCAAGGAGCAGCUGCUGCAGAACCCACAUCUUAUAUUCAAGACGAAACCAUUCCAGGCUACUCAGAAACCGAGCAGACCAUCUCUGAUGAGGAGAUUCAUGAAGAGGCAGAGGACAGGAUACCACACCUCCAGUAUGAAGUAGGCACAUAUGACAUCUCUGUUCCAGAUCAGACAGGUUCUUUUGAAGCCAUCCAUGGUAUGAGAGAAAUGCAAGCAGCAGCUACAUCUGAUAUGACUGCUAAAGGUUUCAUUGGUGGACAGGAUCAAGUAGUUUCUGCGUUCACUAACAUUGUUGCUGCUCCGUUGGCAGAGGAAGAACAUGUUUCUUCAGCAACAUCCAUCACUGAGUAUGACAAAUUGUCCUCCUUUCCCACGUCGAUUGCUGAAGACCAAUCUGUAGCAUCAGUCACUGCACCUCAGACUGAGGGAACUGGCAAUAGCUCUCUGCUCCUGGACACUGUAAACAGUGUUCCUAUGGCAAUCCCAACUGAAGUCACUCAUGGCAAAGAUUACCCACACUCUGCUGGGACCAUCUCACCAACAUCUUCCUUAGAGGAUGACAAGUGCUUCAAGUCAUCACCCUCUGAUGAAGUACACUAUACUGCCUCUGAAAUCAAGACAGAGGUGAAGGUUACUGAGGCUCAUGAGGAAGAGGAAGAAGAGGAAGAUGAGGAUGAUGACCAAACUCCCAAUAUUGACAUUUCACUUGGGAAACUCCAAGAGAGCUAUGGGUCUCCUCAUCUGUUCCAGGAUAAAGGCAAAGGGACUGAAAAACUCCCUAGUUCUAUGUCUCCUGUAUCUAAACCUAUUCAGGAUUCAAAGCUAUCUGAGGAAGAAAUGCAAACCUCAGUGGUGCCCGAGACAAUCGCAACAUCAUCUGUUUUGAAACCCCUCUCACCACAGGUAUCUCUUUCAAAGCCUUUCAGCUCAGACUCAGUUACUUCAGAAGGUGAGGAGCGUUGCUUCAGUCCUGAUGAUAGCACUGUGAAAAUGGCCUCUCCCACACACUCUGGACCCCCUAGUGCAAACCACUCCCCUCUUCGACAGUCACCUGUGGAGGAGAAAACCAAGGGGUUUCCUGAUCAGGAGCUGCACGAACAGGAGAAGAGCCAUGAGCUUGCAAUCAGAAGAGAUUACGAGUAUGAAAAGAAAGAUCUAGUCGAAAAAGAAGAUAAGAGUCAAACAGUCGGUGUUGACAUCCAUGAAGGAGAUCUACCAAAAUCAGAUUGUCUGCCAUCCUUUGAUAAAUAUCUCAAAGAUGACUCCCAAGAAAAACCUACAGCAAAGAAACAAGAAAAGGACGUUUGGUUCUCUUCCAAAGAUGAGAGUGAGCAAAAAGAAGAGAUUAGGCCCCUUGCCUCUGAGUUGGUUGCAUUGAAAGAUGAAUCUUCAAAGUUAGGUAAAGGUUCUGUGAGAGAGGAUAUUCCCCAGGGGAGUGCAGGCCUUGGACACAGUGGUGAUGGGGAAGAUGAAGAUUCUAAAUUGAGCCCUAAAACAACAUUUCAAGAUGAGAAGGAAACUCGCUUCCUGGAUGAUGAUGACGGUGAUGAUGAUGGUCAUGACGACACAGCUGAAAUAAAACAGGUCAUCAAGGAAAAGAAGUUAGAGAAAGAGGCCGAAAAACAUUACAUUUCUGAUGUCAAACCCACCAAGGAAGAUGAGGAGAAACAGACAUAUGGGACAAAACCCAGUGAGGAAGAAGAGAAAGAAAAACAUGCUUCUGAUGCUAAAUUCAUUUUGGAAGAGAAAGAAAAGGUACCACAGAGUGACGAUAAAGAAAUAAUCGUCUCUUGUGAAUCCGUUCAAGUGAAGGAGGGAGGACUUAAAUAUGAUAUUUGUGAGGAAGGAGCUACACUAGAAGAGAAGAGGGAGAAAGAGGUAGGUGCUUUAGCUGAUUCCACCAAGGAUGCAGGUGUCUAUCUUGGGUCUGAACCCCAGAAAGAAGAUAAAAUAGAAAAACAUGUGUCUGUAGCUGAACCCACUACAAGAGAUGGGAAAGAGAGGGAAGAUGCUUGUGAUGCUAAUAAUGCCAAAGGAAUAUUGGUGAAAGAAUACACUUCUGAUGCUGAACCAACAAAAGGGGAGAAAAGAGAGGAAGAAGAUAUGUGUGCUAUUGACAAAGUGCACAAGGAAGGUAAUGAAAAGAAAAGAAAAAGAAAAGACAGUCAAGAGGAAAUGAUGGAGAAAGACAAAGAAAAAGAUGACACUCAUGUGGCUGAGGUUAGCAAAGAACAGAAAAUGGAAAAAGAGGAAGAAAAGGAAGUUGAAUUUCAAGAUAUCAAAGAUGAGAAAAGAGAGCAAGAAUGGGAUAGGGAUGACAUCAAAGAUGACAAAACAACAGGAAAGGAGAAGGUUAAUGUACAAAUGGCUGAUGUGUGCAAAUUUGAGGACACUGAGAAAGAGAAUAAAUAUUUAUAUGAGGGUGAAGCCAUCAAAGAGGAAAAAUGGGAGAAUGAGGAGUUGCAAGAGAAGGCCACAAAACAACAAACAAUGCUUGAAAAACCAGGUGCAUCAAGUUCAGAUCUCACAUCUACGUUCCAGGUUCAGUCCUCAGACGAAGAUAGGGAGGAAGAAGAGGAGGAAGACAUUCUCAUGGGUGCAAGACCCCUAUCCGUAGAACCCAAAAAAGCUGACCAUGAUGCUUCCUUAGACCUGCUCUUGACUAUAUCUUCACAAAAGGCCUUUGGUGAGGAAAUGCAAGAAUUCACCUCAGACAAGACCACUGGAUCAGUACCUUCAAUAACAACACAGGCACCAUCUAUUGAUGAAGAUAUCAAAGUGCAGAGCAAAGAGCCACGUGGAGUCCUCUCUGAACCAGAUGAGGAUGUUAAGAAAACUGAGACCAUGUCAGCACCUCUUUCCUCACCAGAGCUCAAAACAGACAUAUCCAUCUCUAAAGAAGAACAAACCUCUGGGUUGUUUACUUCUAAAGAGGAGUCUGACUCUGUGACUUCAAAGGUAGAAACAGACUCAGACGCCAUAACCACAGAAAAAACUAUUUUGUCAGCUUUAUCAAGUACCGACACCCAGGCUUUGAGUUCAACACUUUCAAGCACAGAUAGCCAAGCUAGCAACGAGGAACCAUCUCAACUAGAUACAUCUCUGCCUUCUGUGAUUACAAGCACACCAGUAUAUCUGCAAGAAAAGAAUACACAAGCUUCUGAAAAAGAAGAUGAUAAACCAGGCAAAGAGGCUGAGCGUGAAAUGGAGAGAGAGCGAGAAGUGGCCUCCCCGGGACUAACACAACCUUGUUCAUAUUUCUUACUGGACAAGGAUCCUCAGGAGGUUCCAGAGAUGAUGACUGAAGCUGCGAAAGCAGACGUCAUCCCUGAGAAAGUGGAAGGUCUUGACAAAAUGAUGUUAGAGAAGGAGAUGGUCAGUGUGACAUUACAAGAGGAAAAGCAGGCCUCUGGUGGUGCAUCCAAAUAUGAACCAUAUGAAAAACCCAUCUCCAAAGAUCAUGACUCUGACUCUAAGGCAGAUAGUGAGAGCUCUGUAGAUCUUGGUCUGUCAGCAGACAUUGGUAUUGAUGACAAUAGGAGAGCUAGCCAGUCCAAAUCUGGAGAAGCUGCAUUCUACCCAGAAGAGCAGAGCGAAGAAGAACCAUUAUCUUUCAGCAGAGUUGAUUACAGCCCAGUGUCUCUAACAGAGAAUGGGAAAGGCCUCCAUUAUAGCCAAAGUGCUUCCGCUGCAUACAAAGACAAAGAGAAAGGUCAAGAAGAGGAAAGUGAAAGAGAGGGAAGACCAGACACACCAUAUACAGAGAGGACAGAGACUCAAGACAACAAAUGUAACACUGCAGCUGAGCCAUGUUUAUAUACAUCCACUCUUAAAGAGGAUAAACCUGAGAAAGCUGAGACAGAUAUGGAUAAAACAAAGGAUGGCACUGGUUCACCCCCUCACACAUCUACUGGAGGGAAAGAUACGGCUGCAGAACCUGCCAAAGUGGAAGAGUGCAAAUCAGACUACUUGAGCACUAAGGAAAUGUCAUGGAGUCAAUCUAACCUUGCUGUCCAAACCUUAGAUACUGCCAUGCCUUUUGAAGAUGUCCCUGAGAAGGAGACCACAGAGAAGAGCAAAGAGAAGGACAAGGUGUCAGCAGAGCCCAUGAAAGACAAAGAUGACACUUCAGACUCUGAAAGAGAAGGAUCUCCAUCUGGUCGAUACUCACCAGCGGAAAAGGACAAUUUACCUCAUCAAGCAUCACCUCAAGAAAUGGAUGUCAGUGAGAGGGCCUCUCUGCUUGCCUCACAUUCAGGACAGAAAAUUGAUGACAAUGUCCUUGCGUCUGAGUAUACUCAAAUAGGCAGCACAGUUUCUAGUAAAUCAAUGGCUGAACAUUCAAUGACAGAUGCUACUCCUGCCAGUGUAGAUAAAAGGCUACUUGUAGAGGGAGAGGAAUGUGAUGAUGACGAGGAUGAAGAGGAGGAAGAAGAGGAGGCUAGUGAUGUAGAUAUGGAGAAAGGGGCUAGAGAGCAAUCUGAAAAAGAAAUGGGCAAAUCCACAUCUGAUGAUGCCACCACCUCUAGACUUCCUGUUACAAAGCAGAAAGACAAUGAUGUGAAGACUAUCUCACCUAAACCCUGUUCCCUGGCAGGGGAAGAUUCUGUAUCAGCAACCACAAGCAGUCCUCUGCCUACACCUUCAAAGCCUGAAGCAACUCCUGUGCCUUCUGGCAGCUACACUGAGACAGAGCAGACAGGAUUUGGGGAAUUUUCUUUUAGUUUGAAACAUUCCUAUGGCGAGGAAAGUCAGUCUGUGUCAAAAGAGGAGAGGAAAGACAUCCCCGAGCCUUCAGAUGCCAAAGAAGGCCAGUGUUACAGUCAGGGAGACAUCGGAGCUGAGAGGCAGGCAGCCCCAAAUGUUGCAAGUAGGAAAAUGGAGGAAACUGCCUCGUCAGUUUAUGUAUACACUACUACACCUUCAACAUCACACUCCUCUUCGUCAUCUUACAGUUUCUCUUCCUCUGCCUCAGCCUCUUUUUCUACCAGCCAUCAGUUUGGAGAGGAGGGGGGAAGCUCCAUCACAAUGUCUAGUGUUCCCUCUAAGAUGGAAUCUGAGGGAGCCUCCUUUGAGUAUUCCUCAUUUAAAGAUGAACACUCGUCUGCUAUGGACACAACCCUAUCAAGCUCUGGAGGGAUGUCAAAAGAUGACUAUAUGGAGAUUUCUGAGAGGCUUACACCUGCAACUACUGCAUCAAGUCUCACUAAAUACUCUCCACUCAGUCCGUCCGAAGAGACCAAACCAUUCUCACCAGUGCUUUUUACCCCAGCUAAAGAUAGUACUGAACAAGAAAUCAAAAUGUCAAGCCCAAAACUGGACAAAGAUCACACUUCAGAAACACUUCAGACGCUAGAAAUGACUGUGGAAACUAACAUUUCAACUUCUGUGGGAGACACAUUAUCAUUGAGUUCCCCGCUGAUAAAACCUACAGAGAUCUUACCCACUUCAGGGGAACUCUUUGAUGUGUCUCCAUUAACAAGAACUGACUCAUCUGACAAAGAAUCUCAGGGGUCAGCUGGCAGUAAAGAACAAUCUGACUCAUGUGAAAUAGAAGGAAGCUCUCAUCCAUGCCGUAUUGGAUGUCAAAAAUCGACAGUGACAGUGCAACAACAGGGUGUUUCGUCAAUGUCGUACAUGAUUGAAAGCAUGACUAUUGCUGAUUCAAAGGUUGUCACAGUCACCUCCACAACAAUAUGUAAGUCUGAUGUUGGGGCACCACCAAAACAGUCAACUGAAGGAUCAUCUAUUGAGGUCAGCAUGAGUUCUGUUACUGGACCUAACACAGCCUUGUGUUCCUCAAUAGACAUGCCUCAAACUGAGUUCAUAAAAAAGGAUACAGAAAAGCCAGGAAAGAAAGAGGUUGAUGCCUUGAAGGAGGACAGCAGGGGGCCAGAACAGAGAGAAAGUGAAGAGAAAAAUACAGAAAAUAAAGAUAAGGUUGAGGAGAAAGAGAAGUUGGGAGAGAACAAAGACAAAGAUGUAAAAGUGGAGGAAAAAAAAGAACAGACUUCCAAAGACAGUGAAAAAAACAGAGAUGAGAAGGAGGAAGGGAAAGAAAAAGCAGAUGAGAAAAUGGUUGACAAACAAGAGGAGAAAAUCCAGCAGAGGCGGAAGAGUAGCAUAUCAGAUUGGGAACUACUACAGAGGCCAGAUGGUUGUCCAAACACACCGCCUCCAGGGUAUGAAGAUGAAGAAUAUGGUGCUGGACAGUGGGUACCUCCUGCCCAUUCUACACAUCAAUCUUCAGAUGAACAUGCCCAUUCUACUGAUCCAGCUUCAGAUGAACUUGCCCAUUCUACACAUCUAACUUCAGAUGAACAUGCCCAUUCCACAGGUGCAUCUGGAAGAUCAGAUGAAGUAUCCAGCCGCCCCACAGAUCUGCAGAUGGAGGCCACCUUUUCCCCACCUGGGUACUCCUCUUGUGAAUAUAAGCACCGUAAAGGAGAACUCUCUCCAUCCUUCAUCAACCCAAGUCCUCAUCAGCUCUCUAGUGAUGAUGGAGAUGAAAAGAGAGAGAGUGAUCACUCUCAGGAGGGAGAAGAAGACGACCGCGAACAACACUCGGUCAAGAGGAGGUCCCACAAGCACAGGCAACAUCACGUUCAAAGCCAUCCAGGAGAUGCUAGCGAUGGGUUACGCCAGCCUCCUGGCACUACAUCCAUUGGACUUGGGGUGACACUUGCUGGGGAGGAGACCCCGCCUACUUCAGCCAGUGAAUCACUGCCCUCGCAGUCGGACGACUCCGACGUGCCCCCAGAGACAGAGGAAUGUCCAUCCAUCACACCUGAGGGAAACCUGGAUUCAGAUGAGGAUGCUGACCACCUGCCAGUGGACAAACUAUCUGCCUCUGGAACAGGAGUGGGUCACCAUCCCCCCUCUCCGAGAUCUGUUCAAAAAGCCCACGACCCCCCUCCAGCACCAAUGAAAGACCCCCUGCCUCAUCCUCCACACCCUGACGUGUGUAUGGUAGACCCAGAGGCUCUUCCCAAUGAACAGAGCAGCAUAGAAAAACUGAUGAAGAAAGAGCAUAAGACCACCAAGGGCUUAAAAAAGGGCCUAGGCAAGCCCAAGUCGGUCUCCCCAGCCCGUAAGAGGUCCUCCACCCCAGUGAAGCAGACCUCCAAGGAAUCCUCACCCCGAUCAGCCUCUCUGAGGAGGAGGGACACAGAUAGAAGCUCCAGGUUAUCCAGGAUGUCUGAAGGCCAGGGAUCCAGGGGAGAUAUAUUCAACCCAGGGAAAGGACUGGUCAAUGGAGUCAAAGGCAGUUUAGGUUCUAACUCCCAGAAAAUUAGUUCUGCCACCCCCCCUGGGCCACCUAUCUAUGUGGACCUGGCCUAUGUGCCCAACCACUGCAGUGCCAAGAAUGUGGACCAGGAGUUCUUCAAGCGAGUUCGUGCAGCCUACUACGUGGUGAGCGGGAACGACCCGGGCAGUGGAGAGCCCAGUCGUGGGGUCCUGGAUGCCCUCCUCGAAGGCAAGGCCCAGUGGGGCUCCAAUUUACAGGUGACGCUGAUUCCUACACAUGAUACUGAGGUGACACGGGACUGGUACCAACAGACCCACGAAAAACAGCAGGACCUUAACAUCAUGGUCCUGGCAUCCAGCAGCACUGUCGUCAUGCAGGAUGAGUCAUUCCCCGCCUGCAAGAUUGAGUUCUAAGUUCUGUUUUUCCUCCUCCAUUCUCAUCUGUGCAUCGCUGGGGGUAAAGAGUUGUUCUGUUAUUCUCUGUGUCCACUCACAACCUUCUCUGCUCAAGAACAUUUUGCUGUCUCAUUGUCAGACCAUUGCAUUAGCAGUAAUCCUAUUUUUGCUCACUGGAUUCAACUCCAAUGUCAGAAAGAUACAUUGAUUUAGGGUUUAGAUAAUACUGUAUCUGUGUUUAUUAUAGAGGGAAUUCAUGAAGCUCGCUGCUCAAAUAUUGUUUAAUUGAUGAAGAAUAAUUUGCAUGAAAAAAUACACCUAUUGAUCAGAGCAGCCUUCCGUUCAAACAACACCCUAAUCCUAAAAGAACAUCCAGUCAAUCUAAAAAGUGCCAUCUUUGACAAUGCCUCAGUCUUUAUAGCUGUGCUUGGGUUUGUGUGCCAAACAACUGCUCACAACCAAAUCACAACCACCAAAAUAACAAACAUUGUAUGUCUUAAAUGCAACAGAAAUAAAAUCCUACAAACGGAAUGAAAAAUCUCCAAAUUGCUAAUCCAAAGGGUCAAAACAAGUGCCAAAACUCAACUAAGGUACCAGUGCUAACCAUCUACAAUAAAACAAAAAAAUUAGGAGAUUACUUGAUUAUUGAUCUCUUGAUUGUACGCACAAUGUCAAUGUAUGAUGGAUAGCAUUUGUCUUUGUUUCCUUGAGGCUUAAAAAAAAAAAGAAAAAAAAAAGACAUUGUUUCAAUUUAUAGAUUUGCUCAUGCAAGAUACAAGUCUUAUACUACGAUGUUUUGCUGAAGGGGUACUCUAACAUACCAUACUUCUGUUCCAGUACAAAAGGAAUCCAUGUAGCGGGUUUUGAAGUUUUAGAAGAUGCCUGAAGUUUCUUGAAGAUCUAGCAUUUCUGAAAUCUUUCCCUUGGCAGCUUGUCUGCAGCAUGACGCUACGUAACAGCUUAGAUCCUUAAGGAACUAGAGUGUUGAUGGUGUGUGUAGAUACAUAGCUUUAGUGCUUGCAGUCUGCAAGUGGGGAGUAUAGAUGUUCAGACACAGUCUGGUUGUGUAUGCUUCAGUAAAUGUUAUUAGAAGCCAGGGGAAGGGAAGAUAUUUACCAUACUUUCACAUUUUGGCUGGGUGUAAUGAUCUUUUUGAAAAUGUCAUCAAACAGAUAAAAAAAUAUAUUAAUCGGGUCUUUGUGAGUGUAUGUAUUGGGGUAAAAACAAUUACACAAAUGAAUAUGUAUUCAUAUGGAUGUUGUGUUAGAAAAUGAAAAAAAGAUUAGAAAAAAGAAAGAAAUUGAAAAAUGAUUGAAGUGAAUGCAGUUUGUGAGUACAUAGAUGAUGCAUUUGAAAUAAAUGGAUGCAAGAAUUAGUUUUUCCAAUUACAUAGGCCUAACUCUGUCUUUAAAAACAAUGAAUGAUUGAUGGAAAAAAGACAGCUGUAGCAAUAGUGGCUUUGCUUGUGAGAUUUGGUUUUUGCAGAUGAAAUGGGAGUUUAGGUAAUUUCUCCAGAAACUUGAAGGUGUGUUGUUCUCAUGUGCCUUUUAGAUGUGGUAUGAAAAACAAAGUGAAUUUAUUGAUGAAUAAUAAACUGCUUUAGAAUAGUGGACAAAUACAUUUGUCUUGUUAGUCUUACAUCCAUGAACCCGAACGCACAGAAUUGGAAAAUUAUUGGAUGAGUACAUAAUGUGUAGAUGUAGUUGUUGAUCAUCUGCAUUUUGGUAUCCAUCCCCUACUCUGGCAGUUCAGUCAACAACAUUAUCAAGCAAGGUAUUUUACAAAGCAGGAAUGCACUAUUAAGUGGGUGAAAAGGAGAGGCUCAGGGAUGGGACAGGGUUUCAAGUGAGAGUGGGACAGUAUUGGUAAUAUUCUUUAUUAAUAAUAGGAAAUAAUUUAUUAUUGUAUUAUUUAAAUAUUUCAAUUCAGAGAUGGUAGCUAGAGAAUGCACUAAACACAUAAAAACAUGUAUUUCAAUGCUAUAUUCCUGAAAUGAACAAGAAUUCUGGAAGUGGUAUUACGCGUAGUUGUGGAACGUUGGAUGUAUUUGUGAUUGCUUUAAAAAGACGUGUUGAAAGAACACCACAAUUAGGUUUGAAUGCUUUGUUAGCAUGUGAUCAUAAUAUUUUUGUAAAUUUUCUUGAAAAAGUGUCUUUCUGAUUUGUUGCACUGCACUGUGCAUUGUGUUUGAAAUGGCUUUUGACUCAAUAUUGAGCUUCAAGAGUGGUUUGCAGAAUUAUAUUGUUCCUAUUUAUUUCCAACUAAAUUUCUGUUAAAAGUGUGUACCAUACCAGAAUUCGAUGUUUAAUCAUUUUUUGUUAGAUAUAGAACCAACCCAACAUGAUUGUUUUUGUGUUUACAUUUCUCAGUUUUGUGGCAUUUCUGAAAAAGAAAGUGAUCAAUUAUGUCUUUGAAAAACAUUUAACGUCAAUGUUUUUAGUGUUGUGGUUUGCAAAUGUUAUCAACAUUAAGUUUUUGGGGAUUCAUAUGGCCAGAGUGGGCUAGAUUGGGCAGACAGGGAUAUUUGGACUUGUGUCUGACUCAUACAGGCUCUGUGGACAGACAGACAAACAGAAGACCUGAGAGUCCUCAAACCAUAUUUAAGAAAACCCUUUUAGGCUGAGACAUAACACUACGGUCCUCUUGUACUAGCUAAGAACUAGUGCCAAUUUGUCCUUUUGCUGAACUUAGGCAAAAUGCUGAAAUAUUGUAAGCUGCCUCAGAGCCCCAGGUCCACUCAGAGGCCUAUCUACAUUAAGCCCACAUAAGCAACUAAGAUAUACGAACAACUGACACAGCUUGGAUUCAAUGGAUUGAAUGUUUUUCUUUCAGUAACAGAAUAGCCAAUGUCUCUUACUUUUAAAUUGUUAUGCACUGUGUAAACCUUAAUAUGCAUGUCAUGUUUAAUACUGCACAGGCAGGCAUUGGAAGGUUAGGAUAGCUUUUGCACAGGUGGGGGUUCAUUCACUGGGAACUUCAGAUGCAAGCGAUGUAUUAAAUAGCGAGGUAUGCACAAGUUUACCCCAGUUGAGGGCUGUACGGUAAAAAAUCCCAUUAAGGACUUCCCACAUAGGGCUAAGAGGGUUGGACAACAGAGUUUCAAAAUAAUGUGCUUGAAUAUUAAAAUAUUUCACUAACAAUGGGUUAAAAACUGCUUAUAUCGAACAACGUCCUCUAACCUUUCACAUGAUCAAUAUGGACAGGCUCUUGUAUCAUCAAUAUAUGGGUUUUCUGAAUGUGAUAUUUGAUGUAAACAGUAGCCCUUUCAGUAAGUAUGUUUAGAGUUGAGGGGCAUAUUGGUGUCUUGACUCCCAUUACCUGGCCUUAGGAGCAAACACUCUGGGGCCUUGGUAGAUCGCUGUGAACGCUCAAUACAAAAUCUAUGACUUAAAAAAAAAAAAAAAAGGCAUAAUGCACUAAUGAUAUAAUUCUUGUUUUUGAAUGUAGAGUUGGUACUAGGAAUGCUGCUGGGACUUCCAAACAUCAAUUUACUCAAAUGUACUAUAACUAUGUCAGAGAGGAUAUUUAUGUAACCCACGGAGAAGGAUAGUAUGGCAUUUUGGUGGAGUUGCAGUACAGUAUAUCUUAACUGCAGUUGUAGUAGGUUUAUGCACAGUUCUGUAAUGAGAUGGAACAAACUGUGACUUUCCAACUUUCAGAGUUGGGAGUCCAAUACAAACAAACAGCAACACAGAAAAAGUACUAACUGCAGCUGGAACUUUUUCUUUUCCUGAAUAUGACUUGAAACAGAGACAUCUAAAAUCUAAGAAAUGUACAUGUACAUUGAUGUACUGUACACAAAUAUGUAAAUACACCUGAACAAAAACAAACAAAUCUAAAUAGAAAAAAGGACUAUGAUGAUUCUUGUGAUACAUUUUUCAUUUGAUCAGAUUAUCAACUAUGAAGCCCUAAGCCUUGAAUAAAGAGAAGUACAAUGACAAUUAUGACUAUAUACAGAUGAAUAUAAAUCAUCUUUCAGUUCCAUUCUCCUGUCACUUGCCAUUAAAGGAUGAGAUAAUUUAUACAUAAAUCAUUACCAAUCCAUCUAAUCUCCUCUGCAUGUGAUUAUUUAUUUAGUUAUAAUCCUGAAUGUAAUUGUUUAACUUAGGAAAUACAAAAAAUAUAAACUAAUUGCUAUUUUAAAAAGGUACAUUUAAAUUUGAAAACAGGUAAUUGUCUAAUGGUACUGAGAUGGCAUAUAUAAGUUUUGGGCUGUGCUUCACUGUUUGCCCUAUGGUAUGUUAGGAAGAUGCUUUACUGCUGUAGUUUGUUUCUUUGCUGCUGUAUUACUCUUGGUUGUUAUUCUUCAGUGCAAUAUUCAGUCUCUUACUCUCUCUUUAAAUCUAAUCAUGCAAAACUAGAAAUACUGCAGAUUUAUUGUUAAGGGAAACAGCCUGGUGAUCAACAAUAAAAGUACAUUUAUU
Messenger RNA from Hypomesus transpacificus, 15128 nucleotides. It is a transcript of the gene map1ab, whose product is annotated as microtubule-associated protein 1Ab. The record is from RefSeq and is a predicted model, not a curated record. Gene Ontology annotation, biological process: axonogenesis; microtubule cytoskeleton organization; dendrite development. The coding region runs from base 16 to 10722 and encodes 3568 amino acids. The transcript has 7 exons. Lineage: Eukaryota; Metazoa; Chordata; Actinopteri; Osmeriformes; Osmeridae. Gene Ontology annotation, molecular function: microtubule binding; actin binding. Gene Ontology annotation, cellular component: dendrite; synapse; microtubule.